Messenger RNA from Dracunculus medinensis (Guinea worm), 930 nucleotides. NCBI's taxonomy places the organism in Eukaryota, Metazoa, Nematoda, Chromadorea, Rhabditida, Dracunculidae. The record is from the annotation of a GenBank genome assembly.
AUGCAAUGUGCUAAACAUGAUAAAGCGUUAAUGAAAGAGCCGUUUGCAAAAGAAAACGAACUUGAACAACUUCAUAAACAGACUGCUGCCAAGAAACAUCUGUUAUCAAUCAGCCUUUUAACGAAAAUUUUCCCUAUCGAGGAACAGAUUGCCGAAGAGGAAGAUUUAACAGAAAAAGAUUCUUCCAAAGAGUACGAUAAUAGUACAAUGAAUGACUGGACAUUUUUAAUUGAUUCAUUUGAGACAGCAAAAAUAAAUCGGAUUCAUUUUUGUAUACGCUCCGGUUUGAUCAGUGAUUGGGAAAAAUAUGGUUUAAAGCAAACUUUAAGGAUCGGAUUACCACAGGUUUCGGCUGUUAUUGUACGUAGCAGUUCAUUUAAUACGCUAGUAAAUGCCACGCAUCUUGUCAAUUUGCUUUGUCGAGUAUCUCUCCGAGACUUGUUAUUGUGUGAAAAAUGGUCUGAUGAUCUCUUCGAUACGGAUAUGCUGAAAUUUAAUUUGACAGUGAUAUUUCUUUGCAUUCAGUUGGGAGUCGAUGAAUGCAAAAUUGAUGUGUCAAAUCCAUUUUUAAAUCUUAUAGCUGCCCGUACAAGAUUAUUAUCGCUACCAUUUCAUGAACAGAUGCAGCCUUCUGAACCAACAACGCGUCUUCUAUCUAGAAUUGAUGCUAUUGUUGCUAAAGUUGUGUGGACUGAAAGGGGGCACUUACAUUUGACUGAAGAUGAUUGGUGUAUGGUACAAGAUGAUCCAUUCGAAAUUUGCGAGUCAAGCGUUUUUCGUUCUGCAUUUGAUCUUCGUAAUUUAAUCACUCCUUUACCGCGCUCAAAAAAUUGGGUAAGGACGUCAUCGGGACGUUUUCAUCAUUCUCCUAGUUUCACCCGGCGAUUUUCUGCGAUGAUACCUGAUAGUAUUGGAUCAUUAUUUCAUUAA